GUAACAAUGUAACUUACAUGCAGUCACACACCCCUUUUGCUUGUAACAAUGUGUACGUUUUUAAGGAGGGAGGGGGCGCGCGGAGGGAGAAAGCGAGACGGAGAGAGAUAGAGAAAGGAGGAGGGGGGUGCGUUCUGAAAUAAUAUAGUCAGCCAUUUUUUAUGUAAGGGGAUUUUUUUUUUCUUAUUGGGGGGGUUGUUAAAAAAUAAAUAUAAGAGGGCGGCCAUCUUUGUUGCUCUGCCUAGUGUAAAAUAUGCCAAAACGCCCCCCACUUUUUUCUGUGCCGAUUUGAAUAUUAAAUAAAUAUCAUAUAUUCGGGCGAAGAAUCCGCUUCUUCUUCUCCUUCUUUUUUUUUUGGAACACAAGGACGGAUCCAAUGACAGGGAUAUAAUGUCCUCUCCUCUCCGGUCCUGUGAGGAAGACGAGGGCAUGGUGGUUAAUUCCGAGGGAGGAGAUUUUGAUGAAGAAGACGACGACGGAGACCUAGACGAGAACGCAAGCGACAUAAACUCGCCGGCGGCGCCUCGGGAAACUGCAACGGCAGCCGCGCCAGAGGAAGAGGCGGACAUAUCAGACAGAGAGGUCCCGUGCAGGAAGAAAGGCCGGCCGAAGAAGAAGAAGGAUGCGAAGAAGAAGGAUAAAGAGGGGAAACCCGCAAAAGCCAAGAAACGCAAGAAGAUCGACAGUGACGUAGAGAGGGACUCCGACAGGGAAAGAGACUACGGGGAGAACUCGGACAGCAUAGCCAGCGAUUAUGGCUCCGGCGAGAAGAAGAAAAAGAAGAAACAUAAAGAAAGGAAGGAGAAGAAAACCAAGAGGAAGAAAAAAGACGACGGGGACCGAGACAGCAGCCAGGAGGAAACGACGAAGCAACCCAUAGAGCAGAAGACCUCGGCGCAGCUGGCGAAGGAGUGGGGUCUGGAGGAUGUUGAUCAUACCUUCACAGAGGAGGACUACAGGGAGCUCACCAACUACAAAGCGUUCAGCCAGUUUAUGAGGCCAAUGAUUGCCAAGAAGAACCCUAAGAUCCCAAUGUCAAAGAUGAUGACCAUCCUCGGGGCCAAGUGGAGGGAGUUCAGCUCUAACAACCCCUUCAAAGGCAACGCCGCUGCCGUCGCGGCGGCCGCCGCUGCCGCCGCCAUCGCUGUUGCCGAGCAGGUCUCUGCAGCGACCGCCUCGCCCGAGCCCCCGCUCCAGCCGCCGCCGAUCAGAAAGGCCAAGACGAAAGAGGGCAAAGGUCCAGGCUAUAAGAAGCGCAGUAAAAGUCCUCGAGUUCCAGACAAAAAGAAGGCUCUAGCCAAGGCUAAAAAGAUGGCGCCCAUUCGUAUUAAGCUAUCGCCUAUAGGCGCUAAGAGGAAGAAGAGCUGCUCGAGCGAGGACAUGGACGAGGACGAGUCGGAGCAGGAGGACUCCAGCGUUCACAGCUCCUCGGUUCGCUCUGACAGCUCUGGCAGGGUGAAGAAGAACAAGCGAGGACGGCCUGCCAAGAAGAAGAAGAAAAUCCCAGGCGAGGAGGAAGGGGACGGCUACGAGACGGACCACCAGGACUACUGCGAGGUCUGCCAGCAGGGCGGGGAGAUCAUCCUGUGCGACACCUGCCCCCGGGCGUACCACCUCGUCUGCCUCGAGCCCGAGCUGGACAAGGCCCCCGAGGGCAAGUGGAGCUGCCCCCACUGCGAAAAAGAAGGAAUCCAGUGGGAAGCAAAAGACGAGGACUUUGAGGAUUUCGAGGAGGACAGCGAGGACCGGGUGAUAUCCGAGGUGAGUGUGGGCAUCUCCACCGGGGCGGAGGAGGAGGAGGACGACCACAUGGAGUUCUGCCGGGUGUGCAAAGACGGCGGCGAACUGCUGUGCUGCGACACCUGCACCUCCUCCUACCACAUCCACUGUCUGAACCCGCCGCUGCCCGAGAUCCCCAACGGAGAGUGGCUGUGUCCGAGAUGCAAGUGUCCGCCAAUCAAAGGACGCGUCCAGAAGAUCCUCCACUGGCGAUGGGGGGAGCCUCCCACUCCCAUUCCCGUCCCUCCGGCUCCUGACGCUCCACCCGACGCUCCGCCGCCUCCGCCCAUGAAAGGCAGAGCCGAGAGGGAGUUCUUCGUCAAGCUGACGGGCCAGUCCUACUGGCACUGCACCUGGAUCACCGAGCUGCAGCUGGAGAUCUUCCACUCGGUGAUGUACAGGAACUACCAGAGGAAGACGGACAUGGACGAGCCUCCCAGCCUGGACUACGGGUCGGGCGGCGAGGACGAGAACGGCGUGGGGAAGAGUGAGAAGAGGAGGGCCAAAGACCCGCAGUAUGCCAUCCUGGAGGACAAGUACUACAAAUAUGGCAUCAAGCCUGAGUGGAUGAUGAUCCACCGCAUCAUCAACCACAGUGUGGAUAAGAAGGGGACGUAUCAUUACCUGGUCAAGUGGAGAGACCUCACCUACGACCAGUGUACCUGGGAGAGGGACGACCUGGAUAUCCCCGACUUUGCAAUUUAUAAGGCCAGUUACUGGAGACACAGGGACAGCAUCAUGAAGGAGGACCCAGACAAACCCAAGAAGAUGAGGAGCAAGAACUCGGAGGGUGAAGAUGAGUCUCCUGCCUCACCCGUCACUGAUCCGACAAUAAAAUACGAGGAGCAGCCAGACUUUGUCACGUCGACGGGUGGCACGCUGCAUCUGUACCAGCUCGAGGGCCUCAACUGGCUUCGCUUUUCCUGGGCUCAGGGCACUGACACUAUCCUGGCAGACGAGAUGGGCCUGGGCAAGACCAUCCAAACCAUUGUCUUCCUCUAUUCGCUCUUUAAAGAGGGUCACACUAAAGGUCCGUUCCUGGUCAGCGCUCCGCUCUCCACCAUCAUCAACUGGGAGCGGGAGUUUGAGAUGUGGGCGCCCGACUUCUACGUGGUGACGUACACGGGGGACAAGGACAGCCGAGCCAUCAUCCGGGAGAACGAGUUCUCUUUCGACGACACGGCCGUUAAAGGUGGAAAGAAGACCUUCAAACUGAGGCGAGAGGCUCCCAUUAAAUUCCACGUGCUGCUGACCUCCUAUGAGUUGGUGACCAUUGAUCAGACGGCGCUGAAGUCUAUCGACUGGGCCUGUCUGGUGGUGGAUGAGGCCCACCGCCUUAAGAACAACCAGUCUAAGUUUUUCAGACGUCUGAAUGACUAUAAGAUCGACCACAAGCUCCUGCUGACAGGAACUCCUCUACAGAACAACCUGGAGGAGCUGUUUCACCUGCUCAACUUCCUCACGCCCAAUCGCUUCAAUAACCUUGAGGGCUUUCUGGAAGAGUUUGCCGACAUCUCCAAGGAGGACCAGAUCAAGAAGCUCCACGACCUGCUGGGGCCUCACAUGCUUCGGAGGCUGAAGGCCGACGUCUUCAAGAACAUGCCCGCCAAGACUGAGCUGAUCGUCAGAGUGGAGCUGAGUCCUAUGCAGAAGAAAUACUACAAGCUGAUUCUGACCAAGAACUUCGAGGCUUUGAACUCAAAAGGUGGAGGAAAUCAGGUCUCCCUGCUCAACAUUAUGAUGGAUUUAAAGAAGUGCUGCAACCACCCCUACCUCUUCCCCGUCGCCUCCAUGGAAGCUCAGAAAACCCCCAGCGGUGCUUACGAGGGCUCCGCCCUCACUAAGGCCUCUGGGAAAUUGACGCUGUUGCAAAAGAUGCUGAGGAAACUGAAAGAUCAAGGGCACCGAGUGCUGGUCUUCUCACAGAUGACUAAAAUGCUGGAUUUACUAGAAGAUUUUCUGGACUAUGAAGGUUACAAAUAUGAGAGAAUCGACGGAGGCAUCACGGGAGCACUGAGACAAGAGGCCAUCGACCGCUUCAACGCUCCUGGUGCUUGCCAGUUUUGUUUCUUGCUCUCCACCAGAGCAGGAGGUUUAGGCAUCAACUUGGCCACAGCGGACACCGUCAUCAUUUUCGACUCUGACUGGAACCCCCACAAUGACAUUCAGGCGUUCAGUCGAGCUCACCGUAUCGGCCAGGCCAAUAAGGUUAUGAUCUACCGCUUCGUGACGCGAGCCAGCGUGGAGGAGCGCAUCACCCAGGUGGCCAAGAGGAAGAUGAUGCUGACUCACCUGGUGGUGCGGCCAGGUCUGGGAUCCAAGGCCGGCUCCAUGACCAAGCAGGAGCUGGAUGACAUCCUCAAGUUUGGAACAGAGGAGCUCUUCAAGGACGAGGGCGAAGGUAUGAAGAACAGUUCGGGGGAUAAAGUUGAGGACGAGGGCAACGUCAUCCACUACGACAGCACCGCCAUCGAGAGGCUGCUGGACCGAAGCCAGGACGCCACCGACGACUCGGACGUCCAGAACAUGAACGAGUACCUCAGCUCCUUCAAGGUGGCCCAGUACAUGGUCCGAGAGGAGGACAAGAUCGAGGAGAUCGAGCGGGAGAUCAUCAAACAGGAGGAGAACGUGGACCCGGAUUAUUGGGAGAAACUGUUGCGGCAUCACUACGAGCAGCAGCAAGAGGAUCUGGCAAGCAAACUGGGGAAAGGCAAGAGGAACCGCAAGCCUGUCAACUACAACGACGCCGCACAGGAAGACCAAGAGUGGCAUGCUGACAUUUCAGAUAACCAGUCCGAGUAUUCGGUGGGAUCCGAGGAGGAGGACGAGGACUUUGAUGAUCGGCCAGAAGGCCGAAGGCAGUCGCGUCGCCAGCUGAGGAACGAGAAGGAUAAACCUCUGCCUCCUCUUCUGGCCAGAGUGGGAGGCAACCUUGAGGUGCUGGGCUUUAACACACGCCAGCGCAAAGCCUUCCUGAACGCAGUGAUGCGAUGGGGGAUGCCGUCCCAGGACGCGUUCUCCUCUCAGUGGCUCGUUAGAGACCUCAGGGGAAAGACCGAGAAAGAAUUCAAAGCUUACGUGUCCCUCUUCAUGCGCCACCUGUGCGAGCCGGUCGCCGACGGGGCCGAGACGUUCGCCGACGGCGUCCCCAGGGAGGGCCUGUGCCGCCAGCCGGUCCUCACCCGCAUCGGCGUGAUGUCGCUCGUCAAGAAGAAGAUCCAGGAGUUUGAGCACAUCAACGGGCGGUGGAGCCUUCCAGAGCUGAAGCCCGAGGUCAGCGUAGACAAAUCCUCGUCCAGGGCCUCCUCUCCCGCCGUGAAGACGGCCACGCCCACCCCCGACGCCAGCUAUAACAACACCCCGUGCACCUCCAAGCCAGCGACCCCGGCUCCGGCGGAGAAGCUGGAAAAGAACGGGAAGGAGGGAGAGAAGGAGGAGGACAAGGAGGAAGUUGAGGCCCCACUGGAGAAGGAGAGAGACAAGGAGAAGGAGGAAGGGAAAGAGGUGGAUGGCGGCAAGACUGGAGACCCUGAAGAGCUUUCCUCCUCGACAAAAGAGACGUCACAAAGCGCAUCCCCCGGUCAAAGGAGCGAAGGCAAAGAAGACGGCGACCUGAAAGAGGGCGAGAAGAAAGAAGCGAGCGACGCUCCGGCCGCCGCAGCCGAAGAGACGAAGGCGCAGGAGGAGAGUAAAGAGGAGGCGAAGCAGCCGUCUAAGCAAGAAGAGGUCAAGGAAGAGAGAUCAGAAGGAGAGAAGGCUGGGGGGGAGAAGGAGGAAGCCUCCGCGGCAACAGAAGCGACGGAUGCCAAGGAAAAGACAGAGGUGACUGAUGUGAAAAAAGAGGAGGUCAAAGGUGAAAAGGAUGCUGGGAAAGAGGUCAAAGCCGCGAAGGAGGAGGCGCCCAAGGGUAACGGAAAGCCUCCGACUGAGCGACCUCGUUUCAUGUUCAACAUCGCGGAUGGAGGCUUCACCGAGCUGCACACUCUCUGGCAGAACGAGGAGCGGGCUGCCAUCUCCUCCGGGAAGAUGAACGAGAUCUGGCACCGCCGACACGACUUCUGGCUGCUGGCGGGAAUCGUGAUACAUGGCUACGCUCGGUGGCAGGACAUCCAGAACGACCCUCAGUUCGCCAUCGUCAACGAGCCUUUCAAGUCGCAGGCGAAUAAAGGCAACUUCCUGGAGAUGAAGAACAAGUUCUUGGCUCGACGCUUCAAGCUGUUGGAGCAGGCGCUGGUGAUCGAGGAGCAGUUGCGGCGGGCUGCUUACCUAAACAUGACCCAGGACCCGAGCCACCCGGCCAUGGCGCUCAACGCGCGCUUUGCGGAGGUGGAGUGCCUGGCGGAGUCGCACCAGCACCUCAGCAAGGAGUCGCUGGCGGGCAACAAGCCGGCCAACGCUGUCCUGCACAAAGUGUUGAACCAGUUGGAGGAGCUGCUGAGCGACAUGAAGGCGGACGUGACUCGGCUACCGGCCACGCUGUCCAGGGUCCCGCCCAUCGCCGCCCGCCUGCAAAUGUCCGAGAGGAGCAUCCUCAGCCGACUGGCCAGCAAGGGCACCGAGACGCACACCCCCCCGCCCAUACCUCCGGGACCCUACGCCACACCGCAGAACUACGGAGCCCCCUUCACCCCGGCCCCCCCGAGCGCCCUGCACAUGGGAGGGGCCAACUACAGUCAGAUGCCGCCCGGAUCCUUCAUAUCAGAAGCCGCCGCCGCCGCUGGGGCCACCGGGGGAGCCGCUGGUGGUGGAGGCGCCGGAGGGCCAGCUGCUGCCGGCGUCUGCCAGAAGACCAAGGAGCACGAUGUGGUGCAGCGGCAGCGGGUGGUGGACCUCUGGAAGGACGGCAAGUCCGAGGGGGCCAUCGGGCUGGAGCUGAGGAUGCCCAAGUCCACGGUGCACAGCAUCAUCGUCAAAUACCGCCUCAGCAACACGGUGGAGAACCUGCCUCGCAAUGGGCGACCGAAGAAACCCUGAGGAGGGACGGGAGGAGGGGAGUGGGUGUGGGGGGGACCUAUGAGAGGCAAGAAGAACAAUUAAAUCCUGGAAUCCUGGACAGAAAGAGCGGCGGAGUCUAAAUAAAGAGACCUGAAUACACGAGAAGGAAUUCCAAAAAGGACCCAGCGAGAAGCACUCUGACACUGCUGGAAUGUGAGGAACACAAAGGGAGAAGAAAAACUCGCUGGACGGAUCGAAUGUGAACGGGAGGACUUUAAAAGCAGCGGCAGCACUUUGAUCCGCGAAGAAGAAUAAGCAGCCAACCGUAGGAAGAGAGGGUCCAAAAUAAAAAAAGGCCGAGGUGAAAGUCUGGCCCUGAGAUCAGGCUGCGGAGGACGCCCGGGGGGGACAAAUGUUUCAGCAAAGACACAAAGCACUGCCUGAAAAUCUGACUGCGAAGGUCUGGGACGGAGGAAAUAAGACAUCAUGUUAAUGCAAUCAAAGGUUUUCAGGAAUUCAGACGUGAAGGCUGAAUCAAAGCUAAACGCAACAAAGGAGUUGUUUUUUUUUUUUCAUUUUUUAUUCCUCCUUUAAGCAUUCGAUUUCUCGAAGCUUCUCUUUCUGUUUCUCCCUCUGAGCCGAAAAAGAUUUCCCCCCGGAUCAAUCCCUCAUCCGUCGGCUGACUGAACAAGCCUGUCCCCUCGCUCUGACCCUGUACUCCCUCAUUCCUCCACAGCCCUCCACUCCUCCGUCUCGAUUUCUCAGUCGCUCGCUCGCGCGCGCGCGCGCACACCGAGGACCUCACACACAACCUGAAAACCUACGAAAGGCUCGAUUUAUUUGCAGAGCUGCAGGCUAGCGAAAUCCCGACUUAAAAUAGAGAUGGACGAACUCGACGGGGAUUAUCUUGCGAAACAGAAAAAAAAACAAAAAAAAGGAGGGUGGAAAAAAGAAGAAAAGAAGUUUUCUAAGUUUAAAACACUUCUUCCCAUGGACCGUCUUGCCCUGGCAUUCCUAAGUCCAACCAAGCAUAGUAGCAAGAACCAUAGAUAUAAAAAAAAACUCAAACUCUGCCUUUCUCCAACAGUUUGAAGCAAAAUGAAUUAUUAUAACUUAAUCAGAUGGACUGCCAUUGAGAUAUGUACUGUAUUACAAAGCGUAUUUACUGUUGCACCUUUUUUUUUUUUGGGCGAGGGGGUCACUUCAAGGGAAAUAUCACUCCGACAAACUAUUGACAUUUCCUGUUUUUAAGCCUCGUCACGGCAAACGCUGCUAUUUACGAGCGGCUCUUGCCCGAAGAUGAAAACCGUAAUCCGUCACGGGCAGAGCCACUUUGAACCCCGGAGAGACGUCGCUGUUCUUCGAGCUUCUUUAUUGUGACAGCGUGAUGGAUUCCACGCUGGAAAAUGUCCCCUGAUCCCUGAGAAAAUAAAACACUCUGGACUGUGUCAUCGCUUUUCCAGCUCGCUGUGUGUGCGUGCGUGUGUGUGUGUGUGUGUGUGUGUGUGUGUGCGUGUGUGUGUGCGCGGCGGAGCUGUACAUCAGUGUGACAUCCCCGAGCAGAGAGGCAGGAUGAACCCUUCUGCUUCGCUUCUGGAAGGAAGAAAAGUGAAUUAUCGGUUGCACGGUCCAGACUCUUCUGGGGUGCCUGAGUAUUUUUAAGCUGAAACCGAGUGGUAUUUCCCUUUAAGUUGAAGUGACAUCGAGACCAGAGAAGUGUUACAGUGGCGCGGCCUGCAAUGAGAAUAUACUGUGUGUGUGUGUGUGUGUGUGUGUGUGUGUGUGUGUGUGUGUGUGUGUGUGUGUAGGUUAAGGGAUGCUGAAUGCGUGUAAAUGUGUGUUUUUGUGUGUUCAAAGUUCAGUACAGGUGCCAGUAUGAUAUCUGAGACCAUCUACCGACUCCAAAACUAUCCUUUUUUUUUGAUAACUUGCUUUGACGAAUAUAAAAAUGUUUUUUUUUUGUUAUUUUUUACAAACCGUUUUUUAUUCUAUUUAACAAAAUAAGCUAAACACACAUGCCUCAGUGGAAUAUUAUCCUAAAAAUAAAACAUUUUACCUAAAGAAAUUAGCCGAACGUAAAGCUGCAUUUAUGAUGUUUUUUUAUAUUAACGGAAUGACUGUGUGUAGUGUGAAAUGUGUCGCUUUUGGCGACAAACCUCCAGAAAACGAUCCUCCGACCCUUUUGUGUGUUCAUUUUUUAACUCAAGGAACAUUUCAGCGUCUUUACAGCCUCCAGCUUUAAUUUCAUCAUCGAGCCUCGUCGCACUUGCUUCCAGCGACAGGCGGCUGUCUUCAGUGACGACAAACCCGGCGUACAUCGCUAAACAAACCUGGACGCUUGCCGGGGAACGAGGUGGAGCACCAAAACGGAGCAAAAAGGAAAGACUAACACGGUCACGCCCACUGUGAGGCAAGACAAACAACUGUCAUCUGCUGGAUGUGUCAACAAGCACCUCGAGACAAGAUUAAUGACACACGGUGAGAAAUCGUUCACGUUUUGUUGCCACCAAGAAGUGCUCAUUAAAUCUCUUCAUGCCAUGUUAAGGCCUCAGUCAAUUAAGGUGUCUUCACUCACAUUUCAAGUGUUAUUCAGAGGCAUCCGAGUGUGAUAGCCAGCCUCACAUGUGGAUACAAAGGAGAAUAGACGCGCAUAUAAAUCAUUUCACGCCGAAAUCCUCCACUGAUGAUUUCAACUGAUACGUUUCCGGCUUUGUGGCUGUGCGGAUGCCGAAACGCCCGCGACUUGCGGAUUCGGGAAAAUCUUUUCUCGGGCUCUUGAAUUCUAUGAAAAAAGAAAAAACAAAAAACAAACAAAA
Molecule: messenger RNA, 9530 nt
Organism: Mugil cephalus (flathead mullet)
Lineage: Eukaryota; Metazoa; Chordata; Actinopteri; Mugiliformes; Mugilidae
Gene: chd3
Product: chromodomain helicase DNA binding protein 3
Exons: 40
Coding region: 391-6753 (2120 amino acids)
Biological process (GO): negative regulation of transcription by RNA polymerase II; chromatin remodeling
Cellular component (GO): chromatin; nucleus; NuRD complex
Molecular function (GO): histone binding; chromatin binding; ATP binding
Source: RefSeq, a predicted model, not a curated record